Porites lobata is the source of this 2791-nucleotide messenger RNA. The record is from the annotation of a GenBank genome assembly. Lineage: Eukaryota; Metazoa; Cnidaria; Anthozoa; Scleractinia; Poritidae.
AUCAACAAAUGUGAUGACCCUGUUACUGUAACGGCUUCCAUGAAUGUCCCGGAUCUGGAUAUCACGUGGUCACAUACCUACAGUGGUGAUGACAAAAUUCCAGUGCCCGGAUUUAGUGUUCCUGCUGGUGGUGUGUACGUUGAAGUAGACCUCACCAAUAACGGAGAUACACUGCAUUUAAAGGUGUGUUCUAAAGGCUUUCAUUUAUAAUCACCUGGAAGGAACGGGGGGAGGGGGAAGGGGGGGAGGUGGUUGAGGGUGGUCGUCAAAAUCCGUUUCAAUUUCCAAUCCAUACUUUCCAGUCCGCCCAUUCACACAAGCCAUUUCCCACAGGGCUUUUCCCAGCGCAAUAAAUGAAAGCUCCCUUACGUCACGAUAAGUUAACUAAUCAGCCAAUUGGCGGAGGUCUAUGUGACUGGUGAGGGUAAAAGGAGGAAUGAGUUUGGGGAAUGACAUGUGGCAUGCCUUGCGGAGUGACAUACAGUUGUAAUCAUGCGGAAUGUAAUAUAUGCUGAAUGACUAAAAGAAAUAAAUUAAACUGAAAAGUGAACCCUUUUUUGGCGCCAAUCAAUUUGCAAAAGCAGCGACUUUUUUAAUUAUGCGGGCUUGACUACGAUGACAAUCAAAAAGCCACGAAGGAUUCCUUGAUUUCUCACUCUCGAUUAGCCUUUUUCGCACAGCCACAAAGAUGAGAUUUAUUGAGGCGGGCUGCAUGGCAUUACCGAUACUACAUCACUAAAGUCGACCAUUGAAGAAAAUAGUUUUGGAAGGUCACGCUCCCUUCUGCUUUAAUUUUUCUGCAAAAGUUGUUUGCACGAUUAACUCCACAGGUUUUUUACCUUCACUUGUAGAGCAGAACCCCUAUAUCUCGAACUCGGAUAACUCGCACCCCCCCUCCGCUCACUCGAACUAAGUCCAAUUUCCCCUGGAUUUCAUCCCACUUUUCAUUCAUUUUUUACUCGACCGUUAACUCGAACUCGGAUAUUCGAAUUCCCCACUGACUCAAACUAAAUUUCCUUUCCUACGACCGAGUCUACCAUUUCCUAGCAGCCUCAUAAAGCCUACCACUACUAGAAGUGAUUUCCUCCAUAAUCCUCGUGAACUCCAACGCGCUGCUCUAGCAUCUUGGUUUGAGCCAGAAAUAAUAAACGGACCGGCAGAGCGGUUGCUCCUUCAAAUUUGUGCCAAAAUAAGGCGCGGCAGAGACGCACGUAUGCUUUUCUGCUUAAUUUAUUCCUGUGUUCCAUUUCCAUAUAUUGCAUUCCGCAUAAUUAUUUCAUUCCGCAAGCCAUGCCACAUGCCAUUCCGCAAACUCAUUCCGCCUUUUACCCUCACCGUGAUGCGAGAGCAGGUCACGUAAUGAAAGGUUUUCUGUUGUAUGGUUUCAGGCUUGUUCUGGCCUGCGAAAACAUCCAUUUCUCCUCGCUCUUCUUUCCGCGCGAAACUUCCCCAGCGGCGAAGAGCGAGGAGAAAAGGAUGUUUUCGCAGGCUAGGCUUGUUCUAACUUGGUACAUCAACUAGCUUAAGACAUAAAAAUCAACAUCAAAACCCACAUACAGAAACGAAUCCUCGAAAAUGAAAACGAAACAACUGGUUACUGUGUAAAUGGUUUUCUACAUUUUUAUAAAAAAAUUGCGCUGGGCAACCAGGAUGACUAAAUGUUUUUUACUUCUUCAUACUGAUCAUAUUUUUGAUAUGAAAAGGUUUUUCUAGUUGCAGCUUUCAAACUACUUUUGUAAGAUUUGAAUGAACCAUCACUCAAUUGAAUGGAAUCAGUUGAAGGUGACUGUUUUAUCUUUUACCAGGUGAAUCUGCUGGUCGGAGCACUGGGUGUUUAUCUCCCCCCAGUCACUGUUGUGGAUGGAGACUUGCCGAUCUCAACUGACGAUUGUGGCAAGUAAAACUGAUCUUGAUCAACAUGGCGUACUAUAUCUAAUUAAAAGCAGUUCUUGUCACGAGUAAUAAUCUGUACCAUCUGUACGAUAAGGCGGUGUCUGACACUAAAUAUAAGCGCUUUACUUAGAGCGGGACACCCGCGGGACCAAAUUAAGACCUUAAUACGAGAGGGACAUCCGCGGGAUUAUAUUAGGUGCCUGCCAUACGUGUAUACAUCGAACUGAAUCAGUGUUAGCCUGCGUAGCAGGUGCUUGGAAGUAGUGGGCGCAAGAAAGAACGGGCCGCGCGAGGUAGACACUCGUGUCUCACUCUCGCACGCUCGUUGUUUCUUGCGCCCAAAUAAUUCCAAGUGCCUGCUACUCAGGCUAAAUCAGCGUGUCCACCUCAUUACCUUGCGAUGUUGGUAACCACAGUAACACAGACAAAGGAGUAAAAUAAAGAGUAACUCCGAUAUAAACAUGUGCCAGGUGUACAGAAAAAUAUAACGGGGCUGGUUCUUUACUGUGAAAUGUCGUUUCAUUCAUUUUUGAUCACUGAAGAUAUCGGAGUUACGUAGGGCUGGUUCGAUUUACUGGGGAAUAACUGUUCAUUUCCACAGUGCAAUACGUGUAAGAAAGGUGUCAGCUUGAAAAGAAAUGACCAAAAUUUGUUGUUUUUAGGAUUCUUUGGAUGGUUUAUUGACCUAAGUGUUCCUGCCAAAAUAGCAGUGAUCGCUGGAACGGUUGUUUUUCUCAUCGCCGUCUGCUGUGGCUGCUGUUGCUACUGCUGCUGUAGGAGGCGUCGCUCCGCCAAUCAAGGUCCUAUCAUCAUCGCGCCUGGUGUUGGUACUUCCGCUGUCAUGACAACGAAUGCCAACACUCGGGUUCCCAUGCGACCAUUGGUCGAGGAGGAAUGA